CCAGCUUUUGGACAGCUUCACAUGCGGAUUGCCAUAUCGAACAUCAAGGCAUUGGUUAGUGAAUACCUAUAAUACAUCAUGGAGCAGCAGUAGCUGAGUGCGCUUCGUACAACCAAGGCGACGAACGUCGACAGCCAGAAAGAGAGGAGAAGAAGUGCAAUCAUUUUGGAAUUGAACUAAUUAUUCAGUGAUGAAAUCAAUCCAAACGUCAGAUCAGCAGCUGGCCAACUCAGGUGGCUGGGGCAUUGGGCAUUCUUUGAGCGAUCGACGCACUUAUAAAAGUGAAGUUAUCCAAGGAAAUGUAUCUCAAACCAAAGUUGUAAUCUUCUAAGUGCAGGUCGACACAAAAUGAUGUUCGCAAAGGUUGUUCUGUCAAUCUGCCUGGCUGCCGUAGCUCAGGCAGGUCAUCUUUACGGGGGCCAUGGAUACGGGGCCAUUGGAGGACUCGGUGGUGGAAUCAGCCUGGCAGCUGCCCCGUCGAUCUCGUACGCUGCGGCAGCCCCAGCUGUCUCAGUGUCGUACGCUGCUCCUAAACUAGUUGCCGCCGCUGCUCCUGCGAUAUCAGUUUCUGCUGCACCAUCCAUCUCGUAUGCCGCUGCCCCAUCCAUCUCGUAUGCUGCUGCUCCUUCCAUCUCAUACGCUGCUGCCCCAUCAAUUUCUUACGCUGCUCCAUCGAUUUCUUAUGCUGCCGCUCCUUCCGUAUCGUAUGCAGCUGCUGCUCCUUCCGUGACGUAUGCAGCUUCUGCUCCUUCCGUGACGUAUGCAGCUGCUGCUCCUUCCGUAACGUAUGCAGCUGCUGCCCCAGCUAUAAGUAUCGCUCGACCAGCACCAGUGGUCGUUUCGGCACCGGCUCCAGUUGCAGUAGCUGCUCCCGCACCAGUUGCUGUGGCUGCUCCCGCACCAGUUGCAGUUGCCGCUGCUCCAGUCAUUAAGGCCAUCGUUCCAGAACCAGUUGAUCCAAAUCCACAAUACAGCUUCAGCUACGGAGUGUCCGACCCAAGCACCGGUGAUUCCAAGUCAGCCUCCGAAUCUCUCAAGGACGGAGUGGUCCAUGGAAGCUAUUCGUUGAGUGAACCUGACGGUUCCAUUCGCAAGGUCACCUACACCGCCGACAAAAUCAACGGAUUCAAUGCUAUCGUCCAAAAAUCAGCCGGAGUCAUCAACGCUGGUCCACUCAAAGUAGCAGCUGUAGCCGCUCCGGCUCCAGUUGCUGUAGCUGCUGCCCCAGUAGCAGUAGCUGCCCCAGCUCAAAUUGCAGUUGCAGCUCCAGCUCAAUAUGCAGUUGCUGCCCCAGCACCACAAAUCACUUAUGCCGCCGCUGCUCCCACUGUUGUCGCUGCCCCAAGGGUGACCUACGCCGCAGCAGCUCCAACGUACGUAGCCGCAGCUCCGGCUAUCUCUAAAGUGGCAUACGCUGCAGCUGCCCCAUCGUUCGUAGCAGCGGCUCCAGCCGUCUCUAGGAUCUCUUAUUCGGUUGCCGCUCCAAGUGUGAGUUAUGCCGCUGCUGCGCCAACGUAUGUAGCUGCAGCUCCAGCCAUCUCCAAGAUUGCCUACGCUGCUGCCGCCCCUACGCUUGUUGCCUCGGCUCCAGCCUACUCAAAAAUCGCCAUCGGUGGCGGUGGACUUGCAUUAGGCGGACUCUCAUUAGGUGGAGGAAUCUCCUACGGCCAUGGACUCUCCUUAGGACACGGAUACCAUUGAGAGCUGCGGCGGCAAUACUUAGCCGGCCCCUGCACUUAUUAAUUCGACGAGCGCUUUAAUCAUGGACAAUUUAUUUUAUCUUUUUAUGUUUCAUUUUUUUAUUUUAUUUUUAUUUUUUUUUGUAAUAUAACGCGAUAUAGAAAAUGAUAUACAAUAUGAAAAUAAUCAUCAUACAAUUUAUAUAAUAUUUUAUCUACUCAGUCUAUUCAUAAUAAUUAAUUAUUUUUUAAUUUUUAUAAAAACAUAUAUAUUUAUACCUAUAUAAUAUAUGUAUGUAAUCGUUAAACAAAACAAGACAAACAAAGAAAAGAAAAAAAGCGAUGAGAGCAAAGCAAAACAAAACAAGACCUCUAAUAGUGAAUUACCCUGCAUUUACUGGAAUAAAGAAAUUCAGUACAAAAAUAAAUAAAAAAUUAAAAAAAACUUAACUCUUUUUUUCUUAAUAG
This is a messenger RNA of Eupeodes corollae, 2147 nucleotides long. RefSeq names its product cuticle protein-like. Gene Ontology annotation, cellular component: extracellular matrix. Lineage: Eukaryota; Metazoa; Arthropoda; Insecta; Diptera; Syrphidae. The transcript has 2 exons. The coding region runs from base 349 to 1701 and encodes 450 amino acids. The record is from RefSeq and is a predicted model, not a curated record.